GCCCAUUGGCAUAUCGCGAAACCUAAUUAUUCUUGAUUAAUUCUGAUUGGCCAGAAAGUCCUGCAUGAGACUUGAGAGAAGUUGAGACCACCUUAGUCCUACGACGGGGUCCUCUUCCCGCCCGAACUCGACCUUUGCGGCCGGAACAUCGUGAAAGGAAAAAAAAGUCUGAAUUUUUGGUCAAUCUCUUUUGCCCUGCUCACCGCUACAUCUUCCCUACUAUCGAGAUCUAGAGCCAUAGGCAAGCCGGCCCUCGAUGGAUGUCCACGUCCUCCUCCUAGAUAUCGAAGGCACGGUGUGUCCGAUCUCCUUUGUCAAAGAUGUCCUGUUCCCCUACGCCCUCCAGGUCCUCCCCACCACCCUAGCCACCGAAUGGGACUCUCCCGCCUUGCAGCCCUACCUCUCCGCCUUCCCCGCUGAGCACCGCUCCAGCCCCUCCGCCCUCCUCGCCCACGUCCAAUCCCUCAUGGCGCAGGAUCUCAAAAUCCCCUACCUCAAAGCCCUCCAAGGCUACCUCUGGACCCAAGGCUACCUCAACGGCUCCCUGAAAUGCCCGCUCUUUCCCGACGUCGCGCCCGUACUGCGCGCCUUCCACCGCGCCGCCCUCCCCAUCGUCAUCUACUCCUCCGGCUCCGUGCCCGCACAGCAGCUGCUCUUCCAGCACACCACCGACGGCGACCUGCGCCCGCUUCUCUCCGGAUACUUUGACACCGUGAACGCGGGGCCCAAGACCGACAGCGCGAGCUAUCGGAAGAUCGCGGGCACGCGGCAAGAGGACAUUGCUAAGUGGCUGUUCUUGAGCGACAACGUCAACGAGGUCCGCGCUGCCAAGGAGGCGGGCAUGCAGGCGUGCGUCGUGGUUCGGGAGGGCAACAGCCCGCUGUCGCCGGAGGACAGGGAGGGCCAGCUUGUUAUCAGCUCGUUUGAUGAGCUGCGCAUCGCGGGCGUGCAGAACUAGCUGGAAAGGGGGUAAUUGGUAGAGAGGAAGGAGAGGAGGAUGCAUGCUAUGCCUUAAGAACAGCUACAUGUUUUGGACUGGAGUCCAGAUAUAAACCACACCCUUGAUCACGUGCAUACUAUUCAUUCCUUCAUUUAGCUACAGCCCAGCUUAACCAGUACAGAGUCAUUCAGCCCCCCCUCUCAAGUCCCACUGGUCCUUUGC
Messenger RNA from Amorphotheca resinae ATCC 22711, 1162 nucleotides. RefSeq lists its product as hypothetical. The coding region runs from base 257 to 958 and encodes 233 amino acids. Lineage: Eukaryota; Fungi; Ascomycota; Leotiomycetes; Helotiales; Amorphothecaceae. The record is from RefSeq and is a predicted model, not a curated record. Gene Ontology annotation, molecular function: magnesium ion binding; acireductone synthase activity. The transcript is spliced from 3 exons.